Molecule: messenger RNA, 10991 nt
Organism: Stegodyphus dumicola
Lineage: Eukaryota; Metazoa; Arthropoda; Arachnida; Araneae; Eresidae
Product: plasma membrane calcium-transporting ATPase 2-like
Biological process (GO): calcium ion transmembrane transport; regulation of cytosolic calcium ion concentration
Cellular component (GO): intracellular membrane-bounded organelle; plasma membrane
Molecular function (GO): P-type calcium transporter activity; ATP hydrolysis activity; ATP binding
Source: RefSeq, a predicted model, not a curated record
CCCACCAUCCCACCAUUCCGUGUUCAAGAUGGCAGCAGAGGAAAGCGGCGGAUCGUCCUCCUCCUCUCGCAACCGCUGUCCGGAUCGCCUCGCCGCCGCUCUCGUCUCCUUCGACCUUACUUCUUCUUGACCGUUGUCUCGGAUAGUGUGGUAUCCGAACGGGUCCCAGAAGACGCCGGACAGGGAGUUUUUCUCACUUAUACUCUGCUUCACGCGAAGACCCUUUCUACCCCCGCUUCAGGAGGUGUGUGCACAUCCCAUUCCAACGACCGGGACGUUGACUAGAUCCUUUGGAUUUCCCCCGUGUCUUUCUUAGUGUGUGUUGUGUGGUGUCUUUAGUGGAAUUCUGAGACUACUGUGAAGCUCCUAUCAACGCGAAAGGAGGUGUGUGCAACAGGACAAAUUUCUAUAGCUUAGAAAGAGAGAGUUCUGGGAUUGAUCCGGACGUCCCUUCACAAUACACCUGUAUGCGGUUCUUUAUUCUGGUUUAGAGGCUUCUUCGAUCACUGGAUGCAUCUCCUCUUCCUGCGCCUAGUCACGUGACGGUUACCUCCAUCGCUGGAUGCGCUUUUGUGUGCCCCGAUGUGUUCUCCGCCCUUUUGGGACUGAAAUAUAUAGAGUUGAAGGAUUUGUGAAGCUAUGAAAAUGAAACUCAGUUAGGAUUUGGCCUGUUCAUCAGCUGCUAGGUAUCCAAUAUGGAUACAGUGGAUGGGCGUCCAGCCCAGUAUGGGGUGGAGUUGAAAGAUCUGAGAGAGCUUAUGGAAUGUCGUGGUCGAGAAGCCAUCCAGAGGAUAAAGGAAGAGUAUUCAGGUGUACAAGAACUUUGUAAAAAGCUUUAUACAUCUCCAACAGAUGGUCUCAGUGGUUCUGCAGCAGACCUUGAGCAUCGACAAAACACAUUUGGUGCAAAUGUCAUUCCUCCAAAACCACCCAAAACAUUCUUAGAAUUAGUUUGGGAAGCUCUGCAAGAUAUCACAUUAAUUAUAUUAGAAAUUGCUGCUUUAGUAUCCUUAGGACUUGCCUUUUACAAGCCACCUGAGAAUUUGGAGUUAGGUGGUAGUGUUGAUGAAAGUGAAGGGGAAGCUGGUUGGAUUGAAGGUGUUGCCAUUUUAGUGUCUGUUAUUAUUGUGGUCCUUGUUACAGCAUUUAAUGAUUAUACAAAAGAACGACAGUUUCGAGGCUUACAGAAUCGUAUAGAGCAUGAACAUAAAUUUUCUGUCAUUCGAGGAGGAGAAAUGAAUCAAAUACCUGUGGGAGAAAUAGUUGUAGGUGAUAUAUGCCAAGUGAAGUAUGGUGAUCUUUUACCAGCUGAUGGUCUAAUAAUUCAAAGCAAUGACCUAAAAGUAGAUGAGAGCUCUUUAACAGGAGAAUCUGAUCAUGUUAAAAAGGGGGAAAAUAUUGAUCCAAUUUUACUAUCGGGAACCCAUGUUAUGGAAGGGAGUGGGAAAAUGUUAGUUACUGCUGUUGGUGUAAAUUCACAAGCUGGUAUAAUUUUCACUUUACUUGGAGCAGCUAAAUCUGAAGAUGAGGAGCAAAAGAAAAAAAUGAAGAAAGAAGCCAAAAAGGCGCGCAAAAAGAAGAAAGACGCCUCAGCAUGGCAUAAUGAUGCUAAGAAUACAUUGGAAUGUUCACCCUUGACAGUCCCUGUGUCCAUUUCAGAUGAAGAAGCCGCUGUAUCUGGAAAUUCUCAUUUAGUAAAUGAUUCUACUGCCAAACCUCACAAUAAAGAUGCAUCUGGUGCAGAGAUUGUUCCCGUGAAACAAGAAAGUAAUCCACGCAAAGAACAAUCUGUUUUACAAACAAAGCUGACCAAAUUAGCUAUACAAAUUGGUUAUGCAGGUUCAACGAUAGCUAUCUCAACUGUUCUUAUUCUUGUAAUUCGUUUUGCUGUGAAAUUUUUUGUCAUUAAUCCUCGCCCUUGGAGUCCAUUUUACAUGAAUUAUCUUGUCAAAUUUAUUAUCAUUGGUGUAACUGUGUUAGUUGUUGCUGUUCCUGAAGGUCUUCCAUUAGCUGUCACUCUAGCAUUAGCAUAUUCAGUUAAGAAAAUGAUGAAAGACAACAAUUUAGUGAGACACUUAGAUGCAUGUGAGACAAUGGGUAAUGCCACUGCCAUUUGUUCUGAUAAAACAGGGACCCUUACAACAAAUCGCAUGACUGUUGUCCAAAGCUUCAUCUGUGGUACUCAUUUUAAAGUGCCACCUAAGUUUGAAAAUUUACCUUCAAAUGUAGGUGAUUUAUUAGUAACUGGAAUAGCUAUAAAUAGUGCAUAUACAUCACGAGUCAUGCCUCCUGACAAUCCUGGUGAUCUUCCAAAACAAGUGGGCAACAAGACUGAAUGUUCUCUCCUUUCUUUCGUUCUUGAUUUGGGAAAGGAUUAUCAAACAGUCAGAGAUGAUAUACCAGAAGAAAAGCUUCAUAAAGUUUAUACAUUUAAUUCAGUGAGAAAAUCUAUGAGUACUGUGAUUCCAAUUGAAGGGGGCUUUAGGGUUUUUACAAAAGGAGCCUCAGAAAUGGUUUUAAAAAGGUGUAAUUUUAUAUUUGGUAGAGAUGGUAAAUUAGAAAGGUUUACUAAAGAGGAUCAAGACAGACUUGUAAAAACUAUCAUUGAGCCUAUGGCUUGUGAUGGACUGAGAACCAUUGCCAUUGCUUAUAAGGAUUAUGUUUUCAUUCCUCAAGCACAUAAUCAAUUUCAGAUAGAUGGUGAAGUUGAUUGGGAAGAUGAAGAUAAUAUUAUUUCAGAUUUGACUUGCCUCUGCAUUGUAGGAAUUGAGGAUCCUGUGCGACCUGAAGUUCCUGAUGCUAUCAAAAAAUGCCAAAAAUCUGGAAUCACCGUACGUAUGGUGACUGGAGAUAAUGUAAAUACUGCUCGAUCUAUAGCUCUAAAGUGUGGAAUAAUUAGGCCGGGUGAUGACUUUUUAGUACUUGAUGGUAAAGAGUUCAAUCGCAGAAUCAGAGACAGUAAUGGUGAGUUUCAGCAACAUUUAUUUGAUAAAGUAUGGCCAAGACUUAGGGUGUUAGCAAGAUCUUCUCCUCAGGAUAAGUAUACUCUUGUGAAGGGUAUUAUAGAUAGUAAAUUGAAUCAAAAUAGAGAAGUUGUGGCUGUAACUGGUGAUGGAACUAAUGAUGGGCCUGCACUAAAAAAAGCUGAUGUUGGUUUUGCUAUGGGUAUUGCAGGCACUGAUGUUGCUAAAGAAGCUUCAGACAUUAUUCUGACUGAUGAUAAUUUUACAAGUAUUGUAAAGGCGGUUAUGUGGGGUCGAAACGUUUAUGACAGUAUUGCAAAAUUCCUUCAGUUUCAACUAACUGUAAAUGUUGUUGCUGUUAUUGUAGCUUUUGUUGGAGCAUGUGCAAUUGAGGACAGUCCUUUAAAAGCUGUUCAGAUGUUAUGGGUUAACCUUAUUAUGGACACUCUUGCUUCCCUUGCCUUGGCAACAGAGAUGCCAACACCUGAUUUGUUGUUAAGAAAGCCUUAUGGACGAUCAAAACCUUUAAUCUCACGAACAAUGAUGAAAAAUAUUUUAGGUCAUGCUAUUUAUCAACUUGCAGUUAUAUUUACUCUUCUUUUUGCUGGGGAUAAAAUUUUUGAUAUUGAUUCUGGAUUGAAUGCUCCUCUUCAUGCUAAGCCUUCUGAACAUUUUACUAUCAUAUUCAACACUUUUGUGAUGAUGACUCUUUUCAAUGAAAUUAAUGCAAGAAAAAUUCAUGGAGAGCGAAAUAUAUUUGAGGGUUUAUUAACAAAUCCCAUAUUUUACAGUAUUUUAGUCAUCACUGCUGCAGCCCAGGUGGUUAUCAUUCAAUAUGGAGGUUAUGCCUUUUCUACUGCUACCCUUACCAUUGAUCAGUGGCUAUGGUGUGUAUUCUUGGGAUGUGGUACUCUAGUUUGGGGGCAGUUAAUCACUUCUAUUCCAACAAAGCGUAUACCUAAGACUUUCACGUGGGGCUCUGGACCUCCUGAGGAAAUGGUAGGAAGUGCAUCAUUUGUAGAAGAUGGCAGCAGUGGAUCUCUAUCACAAGAUGUAAAAAGAACUGGACAGAUCCUAUGGAUCAGAGGUCUAACACGUCUUCAAACACAGCUGAGAGUAGUAAGAGCCUUUAAGAGCACAUUGGAAGACAUGGAAGAAAGACGUAGUGUACAUAGUUUACAUAGUUUACACAGCUUGCGUAGUUCCCGUAGUCACCCCAAGCAACUCUCUGACAUUAGUUAUAUAGAUGAAGAUGUGAAAACCCCAUCUCCCAAUGAUUAUCCUUAUGACAUGGCUGACUCUCAAAAAAAUGCCAUCUAUACUAACAACUCGAUGCGGAAUAUGAAUCACAACAACACUCAGUUUAUACCACCUCCCCAGAGUAAUUCUUCAGAAAGUGAAACUCAUGAAACUGCUCCCUUGAUGAUUCGAACACCUACUCACCAGAAUCGAACCUCCAAUCAACUUCAAGGGACACCAUCCAACUCCCCAACCACCACCACAAGUAUUACUCCUGUCAACUCCUCAUCUCCCUCUUCCAGCACAUCACUGACAACCAGCAACAACCGAGCAAAUGUGACGAGCCCUGUAGCUCGUGGUUAUCAUUUGCUGGUUGAACCAACUAAAAUUCAUGAAACCAGCAUCUGAUUGAGUGUUAGUGGAAUAUUUUACUUUGCCUGAAAAUGAUUGGUCACAAAUUCUAUUUAAGAAUUCAGUUUAUAGCAGUUCUUCCUCUGAACUGUGUCAAGCUUCAAAAUGUUGAAUGUCACAGGCUUCUAAUACUCCAAGUUCAAUGGAAAAUAGACAUUCAUUUUUAAAAGUGAAAGAGAAAGAAGAAACAAUGUGUAUGAAAAUCAUUUUACGAACUUCAUUCAUCUUCACCGUGGCAUCUCAGACUUUUUUUUUUUUUUUUUUGGUAUGCCUUUGCUGUGGACAAAGAAUAGAACUACUAUUAUGAAUAAUUAAUAUGUCUUUUUCUUUUUUUUACGUGUUUGAUUUUUAGAUAUUUUAAUGGAUGUAUUAUGGUAGCUGUAAUUUAAAUUCUUCCACCGAGUUUUAACUUUGCAAGCAGCAUAAGAGAAACAGUAUGCAUUUAGCUAUUAAGUUUUACCAGUUGCUUGUGAUAUUUGUUAUUAAUGUCAUAAUAUAUAUAUAUAUAUAUAUAUAUAUAUAAUUCUUUAUAUAUAUAUAUAUAUAAAGAUUUAUAUAUCUUACAUAUAUAUAACUACAGAAUGGAUUAUUUAUUUUACCUCUGAGGGGAGGGAAUUCUGAGACAAAAUUUGAUAACUUCUUUUGUAUAACUCACUAUGAGAAUGUGAGGAAUAUAUAUUGAAUUUUAAAAUUUGGAGAAUUUGUGAUAUGUUUCAUAAUUAAUUAUUGUAAAAUUAACCCAUUUUUGUGCAAUAUAAUUAUGUACUUUGUGAUUACUUUAUUUUUGUUGCAGUGCAUUUUGUAAAAUGAAAACAUUUAUAGUUCGUAUAUUCUUUCUUUUACAGAUUAUCAUACCUUUCCUUUUUUAAUCAAAUAAUAAUUUUGUGAUCCCUCAAAAGCUAAAGUUAUCUUAAAAUCUAAAUUUUAAGACAUAAGUAUAUAGGAUUCUUAAAUCCAUUUGGAUUUUUUAAAAAAGACAUAUUAAAAAGUAUUUGAUUAUACUUGAUUCUCUUAAAUUCAGAUUAAGCCAGCAAAAAAUAUUUAAAGAUUUUUGGUGUGUUCAUAAUAUAGCAUGAUCUUUGGUUGUUAUAGAUUUCAGGUUUAAUAGACUUUAAGAAGGUAUUUUGCCUGGCAUUUGCAUUUUAAAAGAUGUAUUGAUACAUUCAUUUGAAAAAAAUGAAAACAAGUAUUUGGAUGUUUAGAUCUAAAUGCUAGCUAAAAUGCACAAUUAAAACCAAAUUUUGGUUUAACAUCAAAAGCAUGCAAUAAUUUUGUCUACGUUGUUUGUGCUAUACUUAAAGAACAUUUUUCAUUCAUUUCAUAUUUAAACAAAAGUGUAUUGUCUUUUUCAAGCGUAAUAAAAAAAAUCUAAUUUUAGUCUUAAUUCUUGUAUAUUUAUUUCAAGGUUUUUGUUGAAAAUAAUUACACUUUAUGAUUUUUUAUUAUCAGUAAUACUUAUAAUUUUGGUUUGUAAGUUAAACUAUCAACCUUUAGGAUAUAAUCUGAAAUCUGGUAUGAAUUGUACUUAACAAAUAAGAUUAAUCCAUGGAUUAAAAAAUUUAAUUGAAACAUCAGUGUUUUUACAGAUUAAUUGCAUACAGUGCUUUUUUUUUUUUUUUUUUUUUUUUUUUUUUUUUUGUAAAAUAAAUCUAGUUAAAAUUAAUUAAAUUGUAAAUUUUAAUUUAUUUUAACUAGUUUUUGUAAAAUAAAUCUAGGUUUGAAUUUUUAGGCUUUUUGUUUUUCUGCUUCACCCCCAAAGUAACAAAACUUGAAAAAGAAUUUUUUUAGUGCAGUCUUUUAAAAGUCUUUGGUAUUCAUAAUUGUGUUUUAAUUAUUUCUGAUGUUUAAUUUAUUUAUCAGAUUCGUAAAUGCACUUUUUUUUUAAUUAAUGCACAUACUGAACUGUAGGAAAGUAUUUAGAAUCUCAAAUGGAAUUAUUACUGAUAAAAAUCACUGCAGGCACGAGAACUUUUGAUUUCUGUUUUUCUUUGACUUUUAAGUAUUUUUAAAUUAUAUGCUUCCAUACGUUAUUUAGAAAGUAACCCACAGCAGUCGCUUCAAAAAGUAGAACUGAAAUUUGUUCUCGGUAGAAAUGGGGUAGUAGAUAAUCUUUUGAUUGCUACAUAAGUUCUUACUGUCCAUUUUGUAGGCAUAUUCAUGAAUUUAUGAAAGUGACUGCUUAUAUUCAUAAAUUGUGUGCCUGUUCAAAAAUUUGAAUUAAAAAAAUCAUGAAAAUGUCAACGAAUGUGUUUUGUAUAAGAAAAUUUGCAUGUAUGUGAGUUGCCUUUGGUCAUAUUCCUCCUCCCCCCCCCAGGAAAAAGGGAAGGGAAAUUUGAUAAGUAUGUAAAUGGUAAAGAUUAUAUUUUCAAAUUGAAUUUAAUUGUUUAAUUUUUAUUCCUUAAUUAUAUAUUUCAUAAUAAUCAAUAAUUAGAAGUAUUUUUAUUGGAAAUAAUAAAAUAACAAAGGAUUACAGCAGCAGUAUAUCAAAAUAUUUUGAUAUACUCUGCUUUGUAAGCUAUUUGUACAAUUAAAUAUUGAUAUUGAUCCUAACCUACAGAUAUAAAACGAUCACUUUAUAGUUUAGUUUGCCAGAAAUUUCAUUGUGAGAUUUUUUUGCAUAAAGCAUUUUCAUAUAUUUAAAAAAAAAAAAAAAUUGUGAAAUACACUUUUCAUUUAAAUGUUUCAGUGGUUAGUUCUUAAUAUUUGUUUUAAAAAGAUUUUGGAAGUAUAAUGGAGACACAUGAGAGAAUCAUGUAAAAUUUAUUAUACAAUCUGAAAUUAUAGUAUGCUGCACUUUUGUAAAAUUAAUAGUUGGAAAAUUUUCAAGUAGUCUUAACUGAAGGUUAGCAACUGUCAAGUCCUUAGUAGACAUGAAAGAAUUUAUCAUUGUUGGUUUCUACACCGUAAGAGGAAUUUAUGUAGUAUUUCUUGUUCUUCCUGUACAAGAGGAAGUAUUCAGAGUAUUUGAUAAAAUUCCUAAUAAUGCUGGGGAUAUAUGUGUUUCAUGUAUGUAAUUUUUAUCCAAAUCAUGGAUGUCAGACACCCAUGUAGUUAAAAAAAAAAAAAAAAAAGAGAAAACAUCUGAUAUGAUUCAGAUUUUAAUUCGUGCUAGAGGGUUAAGUAUUUUUAUGCUCUUGUUGAGCUUGCAAUUUGUCCAUCUGUUCUUGGAUUUCUUCCUGUUGAUCAGUUAUUAUUCAGUUCUCUCAUACAGUGGAAAAUGAUAAGUAUGCAUGCCAAUGUGUAGGUCAGUGGAUGUUGCAGCAUUCCUUUAUUUUGUUCAUGGGCCCCUCCCCUUUUUUUCUGUUCAUCAUAUCUGCAUUUAAUUUUCUUAAUGAGAUGACCUACGUAACUUUUUUUAUGUCUCUUUAAAUUUAUUUGUUUAUAUGAAAUUCAAAUUAUGAAAUUUUUAGAAAUAACCUAUUAGAAUUUCCAAUAGAGUAUUACUGAUGCUGUACAUUUUAUUAAUAGUUCCAAUAUUCUUUCCUUAAAAAUAAUACAUGGUGAUAGCAUUUGGCAUUAGCAUCUCUUAUUUGAAAUGCGAUGUGAAGCAGUGCAAAUGCGAAGAUCAAGAUUAAUAGCCUCUUUGGUGCUAAUAAAAGAUUUCAUCCUUGAGGGAAAAUUAUUAAAGUCUUAAGAAAGAAAUAUAACUAGAUUUGAUGAAUACAUAUUUUCUUUGCCGUUUCGAAAUUAUUACCUUUUCAGUUAUAAACUGCUGCGAUUAUUUUCGGUAAAGAUAGGCAUUGUUAUAAAAGUAUCUUCUGAGGAUAUUUUAUUUUUAAGGAAGGUGAGAGAUAAUAUAACCAUUCUUAGUUUUUAAAAAUGCAUCAUGCAUUUCUUUGCAUUUAUGUUCAAAUAAUAUUUUUUAAGCUCUUAAAAAGUAGAGGCACUAUUUCUAAUGCAACUUAAAAAGAUAGGAGCUCCACAAUACUGAGCAUUUAAUUCAUAUUACAGUAAUCUAUGUGUGUAUGCAUUAAUAUAAUAUUUAAAUAUCUAGUAAAGAACUAUGUUGCAAUAUUAUUAAUAAACAUUGAUUUUUAGUCUUUUUAAAAUUACCGAUUUAUCUCCUGUAUGAUUUUAAGUUUUUAAAGUUGUAUAAAUUAUGAAUUAUUUUAUGAAGUAUGUGUUUCUAUUUGUAGCUUAUAAAAGUUAAUUUUCGUUAGUUCUGUUUUUCUUUUAAAUGGUGCUCCAACUGCAUCAUUUAUCUGUUAACCAUCAAAAAAUGUGUUCAUUUUUUAGUCAAUUAAGUUUUCUAUAUUAUUUUAAUAAUUUGUAGUUGUUAAAUUCUUACAAAAUAAAAUAAAGAUUGAAUGAAUGUAAAGGAACUACUGAAAAUGUAACUUAUGUAUACUAAUUAUAUCUUAACAUUAAUAAAAUCUUCUAUGCUGUUUUUGGCUAAAAAAAAUUAACUAUACAUAUAUUUGGUCAUUAUAUAUUUAUAAAGAUUAUAGAAAUUAGAUUAUGCAUUUAAAACAUAUCUGGAAUACAUGCAGAUUUCAGUAUAUGACUUGAAAAGGCUUAAUUUUAUUAAAAGAGCUUGUUGGUUAGAAGCUGAAAUGUAAAUAAUUAUUUAUAAAUACAUACUGAUUCUAAUUCAGUGUAUAAUUUAUAGGAUGUGUUUAAUCGUGAAAAAGAGCUUUUCUUUUAUUUUACUGUGUAUAUGGCUUAUACAUAUAGUAUCUGAAAUUUUAAUGAGAGAUCUGAAAUUUUGUGAUAAAAAAAAGGCUACCUAUGAAAUGUUGAACUGAUUCAAAAAUAUUUUUGUACUGUUACUUUUAUAAAGUUGUGCUAAAAAUGAUUGCUUUUGAAAAGAAAACUAUGGUAUUUGUUGCAUAUGUGCUAAUCUAAUUAUUGUAUUUAAGGGCAGGCAUUCAUUACAUUAAGCUGAUAUUAAAUUUUUUAUGCAUUUUUUAAUCCACAAUAAAUCUUAAAUGCUAUCUGUUUUCAUAAAAGGAAGACUGAAUGUUUCGUUAAUGAUCUUAUAACUCAACAUUAAUAUUUUACCCGUAAUCAGAAAAUUUAUGUAUUAAGUUUAAUGUAAAACUUAGGUUUUAAUAAUGUUCAUAAUAUCUUUCAUUCUAUGUGAAAAAGUAUUUUCCAAAUAAAUGUUUAAAUUCUACAUUUUGAUCUAUUAAAUAAAAUUAAAACUUUCUAUGGCAAUGAUAUGUUAGUUAUAACGUGGACAACGAAAUAAAGAUCUUUUUCUUUAUGCAUUUUGUAUUAAAAUUCUUAUUUUGAAUUCCUAUGAUUGAAAAAAAAAUCCUCAAUUUGUGUUUAACAUAACUGAGGAAGACUAAUACAGAGUGGUGGUGGGGAUAUUCUUUUGUUAUUUCAACUUACAGAGAAUAUUUCAUUGGGAAAACUAUUUUACUUGAAUGCUGAAUGAGAAUUUUUUUAUGUGAAAUUAUAUGUAGAAUCUUAAGAUACAUUAACAUAAAAUAUAAAGACUUUUUCCUUGUUUCUAGUACUGGAAUGAUUAAAAAAAAAAAAAAUGUAAUAAAGGCACACUGACUUUAAAAUUAGGUAACACCUCUGUGCAUUUUCAAAGAAUUUCGUAUUUUUAGGAGUUUUGAUUCAUUGUGAUUAUGGCAAAGCACACAAGUGCUAUUUCUCUAAUGGGAGGGGUGCUUUUGUGGACGACUGUGUAAGGAAAACUGGCUUGUAUCCAUGUUACACAUGGAGAAAACCAUGAAAACACCAUGCAGCCAGCCUCUUCACCUGGAGUCAAAUCCAGGUCAAACUAUCGGCAUUCAAUGAUUAACUCCUCAGCCCUUGUUGGGUCUACAUUUUUAGAAAAAAAUAGUUUGCACUGCUUUGUAAAAAUGUCAUUUAAAGAAAAUAAAUAAGUAAGAAAGAUGUAGACAAGUGUAGCAUUAUCUAUUGAGCAAAGUGGAAAAAGAAGUAAAAUUAAGAAGGUAAGCUAUUUAUGCUUGAUAGAUCUUAUUACAGUACUUUAAUUAUUGCUUCAAUUGUUAGCUUCUAUUAAUUUCUAUGUUUUUGUGAUUAAAUUAUUUUAUUUUGCUAUUAAUGCUAAAUGCUUAUAUAUGUAGUAUUUGAAAUUUUAAUAAAAGAUCGGAAAUUAUGUGAUGAAAAAAAGCUCUCUAUUGAAUAUUGGCUAAUUUAAAAAUAGUGUUUCUGCUUGUAUUAAUUUAUUAAGCUUUAUUAUUAUUAUUGCUAUAAUCAUUUCUUUUAUUGAUUUAGUUUUAUUGCAUCUAUUUAUGCUAUGAAAUUCAGGUAAAAGACACAAAAAAUUUGUUCCUUGAGUAAUAGUGGCCGGUAUUUGUUCUUAAAAUGCAUAUAGCUUUUUUCUAAAAAUAUAUGUCAAUGUAAAUUUAAUUUACUCCGCUAAUUGUUGAAAAUAAAAACUUUUGUCCAAGAGCA